This is a messenger RNA of Uncinocarpus reesii 1704, 1827 nucleotides long. RefSeq lists its product as uncharacterized. Gene Ontology annotation, cellular component: nucleus. Bases 1 to 1827 code for a protein of 608 amino acids. NCBI's taxonomy places the organism in Eukaryota, Fungi, Ascomycota, Eurotiomycetes, Onygenales, Onygenaceae. Gene Ontology annotation, molecular function: RNA binding; RNA helicase activity; ATP binding. The transcript is spliced from 8 exons. The record is from RefSeq and is a predicted model, not a curated record.
AUGGCGAGCCUUGACAUUGACUCCGCCGCCACGGCGAUCAAAGAAGUAUCUGAGGCUUUUAAGCUCAACGGAAAUAUGAAUGCUGAAGCUGCCGCUUUGGCUCGCGAAAAGGGCUGGGGUGCACCUCAGUCUUAUAAUUAUGAUGCUUACAAUACUAAACCCCAAGCUGGCGUGGGCCCGAAUGGUGAUUAUGAUGUUUCUGUUUGGGCCUCCAAUGGUGCCAAAUACGAAUGGAAGGAUGAGUAUGGUGACGUUGGCCCCCGAAAUGAAGAGCUUGAGCAAAUGCUCUUCCGCGACGAAUACAUUAAUCGUGCUGGAGAAUUGUUUCGAACCCUGCGCGAAAUCAAAGUGACUGCUGAGACUACUCACCAACCAGAACCCAUCAAGAGUUUCGAUGACGCCGGCCUUCACCCAGUCGUGCUUGAAAACGUGAAGCAUUGCGGCUACGAAGUUCCCACUCCUGUCCAAGCUUAUGCUAUCCCAGCUGUUUUGACUGGCUAUGAUUUAAUUGCCGUUGCCCAAACUGGCUCCGGUAAAACAGCUGCAUUCUUGAUUCCGGUUAUUUCCAAGUUGAUGGGAAAGGCAAAAAAGCUCGCAGCUCCGCGUCCGGACCUCACUAAUGGUUUUAAUGAGAGUGUUGAUGCCGUUCGUGCCGAGCCAUUAGUACUCAUUGUUGCUCCGACACGCGAGUUGGCCACUCAGAUUUUUGACGAGGCUCGUCGUCUCUGCUACCGCUCUAUGCUUCGUCCUUGCGUUAUUUACGGCGGUGCACCUACUAGAGAGCAACGUAUCGAUUUGCAUAAAGGAUGCGAUAUCCUCAUUGGAACUCCCGGAAGAAUCUUGGAUUUUAUGGCCAAACCCCAUUUGUUGUCGCUUAACAGAGUCAAGUACACCAUCAUUGACGAGGCCGAUGAGAUGUUGCAGUCUGACUGGGAACGUGAAUUUACCCAAAUCAUGUCCGGUGGAGAUGUUAACGAGGACGCCGAUCAUCGUUAUAUGAUGUUUUCUGCUACCUUCAACAAGGCAUGCCGUCAGCUCGCUCGUCGUUUUCUUUCUACCGACCAUGUCCGUAUUCGCGUUGGUCGCGCCGGAAGUUCUCACUUGAAUGUGACGCAGCAAGUUAUUUUCACCGAGGACGACAAGAAAAGAAAGGCUCUUUACGAUUUGAUUCUCUCUAUGCCGCCGUCCCGGACUUUGAUUUUUGUCAACAGCAAGCCGCAGGCUGAUUUAAUCGAUGAUUUCCUUUUCAACAACGGUUUGCCAAGUACUUCUAUCCAUUCUGAUCGCACUCAGCGCGAACGUGAGGACGCAAUCCGUGCCUUCCGUACCGGUGUCUGCCCAAUCAUGGUUACUACGGGUGUCUCCGCACGCGGUCUCGAUAUCAGGCAUGUGAUGCACGUCAUCAAUUUCGAUUUACCAAGCGUGGACCAUGGUGGUAUCGAUGAAUACAUCCAUCGCAUUGGUAUGCCCAGUUUUCAGUAUCUAAAGGAAUUAUGGCGAACCGCACGUAUUGGAAACCAAGGUCUCGCAACUUCUUUCUACAACGAUGAUCGGAACUCCGCUAUCGCGCCUGAUCUGGUCAAAGUUCUCCUUGAAUGCAAGCAGGCCGUUCCGGAUUUCCUUGAGCCGUACGCUCCGGGCAACGGAGAACUCGAAUGGAACGACGAUACCGAUGGAGAAGGAGACGAUGAGGAAGUUCCUGGCGAUGCAGCUUGGGGUGCUGAUGCUGGUGGUACCGCGGGAUGGGGUGAAAACGCUGCACCAGCUGCCGAACCUGAACCUGAGGCCGCUGGCUGGAAUGCGGGUGACUCCGGUGCCGCCUGGUAA